Messenger RNA from Monopterus albus (swamp eel), 2042 nucleotides. It is a transcript of the gene nubp1, whose product is annotated as nucleotide binding protein 1 (MinD homolog, E. coli). Gene Ontology annotation, biological process: iron-sulfur cluster assembly. Bases 64 to 1032 code for a protein of 322 amino acids. The transcript is spliced from 10 exons. Gene Ontology annotation, molecular function: 4 iron, 4 sulfur cluster binding; ATP binding; ATP-dependent FeS chaperone activity. The record is from RefSeq and is a predicted model, not a curated record. Gene Ontology annotation, cellular component: cytosol. NCBI's taxonomy places the organism in Eukaryota, Metazoa, Chordata, Actinopteri, Synbranchiformes, Synbranchidae.
AUGUUGCGCGACUCCGGAACAUUUGGCGGGGAAGGAUUUAAGUGAAGGACACCGGUGGAAAAGAUGGCGGACGUACCCGAUAACGCAUCCGAACACUGCCCAGGUACAACAAGUGAGCAAGCAGGGAAGUCUGCGUCAUGUCAGGGUUGCCCCAACCAGCAGCUGUGUGAGUCUGGAGCCACCAAGGCCCCUGACCCCGCCAUAGCAGAGAUAGGACAGAAGCUGUCAAUAGUUAAACACAAGAUCCUUGUGCUUUCUGGAAAAGGAGGAGUGGGGAAGAGCACCUUCAGCGCCCACCUGGCCCACGCCCUGGCAAGUGACAGCACGAAGGAGGUUGCCCUGCUGGAUACAGAUAUCUGUGGUCCAUCCAUUCCUAGGAUCAUGGGCCUGGAAGGAGAACAGGUUCACCAGAGUGGCUCAGGCUGGUCUCCUGUGUAUGUUGAUGACAACCUGGCAGUCAUGUCUAUUGGCUUCCUGCUCAGCAGCCCCGAUGAUGCUGUGAUCUGGAGAGGACCCAAGAAGAAUGGGAUGAUUAAGCAGUUUUUGAGGGAUGUUGACUGGGGAGAGCUGGAUUACCUCAUCGUGGACACGCCCCCCGGCACCUCGGAUGAACACUUGUCAAUCGUCCAGUAUUUAAGCUCCAGCCACGUUGAUGGAGCUGUUAUCAUCACCACACCACAGGAGAUGUCGUUGCAGGAUGUGCGAAAAGAAAUCAGAUUUUGUCAAAAGGUCAAGCUGCCAAUCAUCGGAGUGGUGGAGAACAUGAGUAGCUUUGUCUGUCCUAAAUGCAAGAAUACGUCACAGAUCUUUCCUCCCACCAGUGGGGGGGCUGAGCAAAUGUGUGCAGAUUUUAAUCUACCUUUGUUAGGAAAAGUGCCUCUAGACCCGAGGAUAGCACAAAGCUGCGACGAGGGCAAGUCUUUCCUGGAUCAAGUACCUGACUCUCCUGCUGCUAAGGUCUACCAGACAAUUGUGCAGAGUAUCCAGGAGUACUGUUCCAACCAUGUGACAGAGGAGCAGAGCACCACCUGAAGGGAUGGUGGUCAUGUGCUCUGACACUGAGUCAGAGCACAUGAUGAGUGGUAUAGAUGAUAAACUACUGAAUAAGAAACUCACUGAGGAAAGCCUGUAACACCAUCAUUGCUUAUUUUUCAAAGCUUGUCAGAAUGAUCUCAGCAUCAGUGAGGCAGCUGCCCACUGAAGACAAGCAUCUUUAAAAACUGGUGACGGAUAUAUUGUUUUCAAGAAAGGCUAAAUUACUUUCUAAAACAGCUGGGCACUGGAGUUUUUACUAAAUGUUACUUAGACAGGAGUAAAUACUAAAUUUUUUGGGGACUAUUUUCAACUGUGGAUUAAUACACAUGGGUGCUCAAGUGAGUAUUUAACGGCAGUCUGUGGGACUGACUGAAAAUAAACUACAAAUACAGAUUAUCACCUGAUCUCUCACCAUGCAAAUUGAAGUGUAAGCACGGGACCGGCUCAGUCUGCACACAAACACUGUCGGGCCCUUUACAAUAUGAAAAAAAUAUUACUUUUCACACUAGAUGUUAUUUGGGGAAGUUAAACCUCUGACCAUAAAUUAAAAUCAAGCAGCAGUGAUGUUUACUUGUUAUCUGCAUGGAUAAUAGCUCAGACCUCAAUGACUUCCGAUGCAGUGAAUCAGUAGUAAGGAGGAAGUUGGAUAAUGGUACCAGUAGCUGGGGAUUUAACACAUGUAGGUGGUGAUCAUUUGAGUCAUUCUUCUAAAUAGAGAACACUGUCUCAUCGGCAUAGUAUGACAUUUUAACUUCUCCUUGAAAUCAUUCCACAUUUCAAUUUAAUAUAAUUCUUUAGAAAGAUGUUAACUUUACUAAGUCCUCUGAAGAUUAGUUUGCAUUAAAUUUAUUUACCACUUAAAUGAGCCUGUUCUUCAUGAUUUACAAGAAAUAUGCCAGCAACUACAUAACCUGUAAAGGUGGAUUCCCCUGUUUUGAAUGACUGGUUUCUCUGAUUUGAUUGAUUUGUUGAAAAAAUAUUAGUAAAAAUAUUUUGGGUAGUGUAUU